AUGGAUCGAAAAUGGAUGCUUGCUAGGCGUACUAGUGAUGAAUAUGAGAAAGGGGUGGAGGAAUUUAUUACAUUUGCUAUUGAUCAUGCUGCAGAUCCGAGUCGUAUUUUGUAUCCAUGUAUCAAUUGCAACAACAUGGUCCGACAUAACGUUGAGGAUGUGAGAAUCCAUUUGGUGGUGAACGGAAUUAUUCAAACAUACAAGUGUUGGAUAAAACACAGUGAGACAUUAGAGGAUUUUCCUUCUUAUGUGAGUAAUGAGAUGUAUGGUGAGAUGUAUGGUGAGAUGUAUGGUGAGAUGUAUGGUGACACAGAAAAUGAUGAAACAGAAGCUGAUGAAAUGGAAGAGGAUUUGGAUGUGGAUUGUUUAGAAGAAAUGACACAUAUCUUAAGGCAGAACAUUGAAGGUGGUUCUGAAAUGUUUGAGACCUUGAGUAAUGAUGCAAAGACACUGUUGUACCCUGGGUGUACUAAAUUUAGCAAAUUAUCUGUUGUGCUAAAGCUUUAUAACCUGAAAGCACGUGGUGGAGUGCCCGAUGAUAUUUUCACAGGCUUUCUUAAAUUGGUGAAAGAGAUGCUGCCUGCUGAGAAUGUGCUCCCUGAUCGAAAUUAUGAGGAAUAUGCAUCAUUAGAAAAUUUUCCAGAGUGUAAUACUCCACGCUACAAGAACAAAAAGGUUCCAUCCAAGGUUAUGUGGUAUUUUCCAAUAGUACCCAGAUUUAGACGCCUAUUUAGCAUUGCAGAAGAGGCAAUGAAAUUGACAUGGCAUGCAGAUGAGAGAUUGAAAGAUGGUUUACUUAGACACCCAGCCGAUUCUCCACAAUGGAUCAAGAUUGACAAUGACUUUGAAGAUUUUGGGAGUGAAGAUAGAAAUUUGCGUCUGGCCCUUGCCGCUGAUGGGAUGAAUCCUUUUGGUAAUCAGAGUUGCAAUCAUAGUACAUGGCCAGUGAUUUUGAUGAUCUAUAACCUUUGUCCUGACUUGAUAAUGAAACGAAAGUAUAUGAUGCUGACCAUGUUAAUUUCAGGCCCAAAACAACCGGGAAACGACAUAGAUGUGUAUUUGGCACCAUUAAUUGAAGAUUUAAAGAUGAUGUGGGAUUCGGGUAUACAAGUUUUUGAUGCUCAUCGCAAUGAGAAUUUUAAUCUGAAAUCCUUGCUUUAUGGAACAAUAAACGAUUUUCCAGCAUAUGGAAAUUUGGCGGGAUAUAGCGUUAAAGGAUAUGAGGCGUGCCCUAUUUGUGAGGAGAAUACAUUCUCACCUUACUUGAAUUUUUCUCAUAAGAAUGUCUACCAGGGAUUUCGCAAAUUUUUGCCUAUUGACCAUCAUUAUCGAAGGUGGAAAAAAGCUUUUAAUGGGGAAAUUGAAGAAGGUACUCCUCCAGUGCCGCCAUCAGGAGAUGAAAUACUUGAGAAAAUGCAGAAGUUGGAUGUUAAGCUUGGGAAGUUAAACGCAAAAAAUGUUCCCAGUACCGGGCACAAAAAGUUUUCAAUAUUCUUUGACCUUCCGUACUGGAGGACCUUGCAUGUGAGACACUUCGUUGAUGUCAUGCAUAUUGAGAAAAACGUUUGUGAAAGUCUUAUAAGUACUUUACUUAAUGUGCCUUGUAAGACUAGAGAUGGGGAGGCUGCUAGACUAGACUUGGUUGACUUGGGGAUUAGAGCAGAAUUGGCACCAAUCAAGCGUAAUAGUCGUACAUAUCUGCCACCAGCGUGCUAUACUCUAUCUAGAAAGGAGAAAAUUGCUUUUUGUGAGUGUCUUUAA
Messenger RNA from Spinacia oleracea (spinach), 1761 nucleotides. RefSeq lists its product as uncharacterized. The coding region runs from base 1 to 1761 and encodes 586 amino acids. NCBI's taxonomy places the organism in Eukaryota, Viridiplantae, Streptophyta, Magnoliopsida, Caryophyllales, Amaranthaceae. The transcript is spliced from 2 exons. The record is from RefSeq and is a predicted model, not a curated record.